Messenger RNA from Arabis nemorensis, 246 nucleotides. The record is from the annotation of a GenBank genome assembly. Lineage: Eukaryota; Viridiplantae; Streptophyta; Magnoliopsida; Brassicales; Brassicaceae.
AUGGCGAAGAUGAAGCAUGCAAAAAAUGCUGCGCCAGUUGCUGACAUUUCUCUGGUGAAAAAUUCAGUGAAUCCAAUGAAUCAGAAUAGCCAUGUAGGGGAAACUUCAAAGUCCAAGAAGGCGAAACCUGUGGAAGAUACAACCAUGCAAUGUUCAAACGAUGACAAAGCGCCUGUGGAAGACCUUUCUCCAGUGAAAUAUUCAGCGACUAAAGAAUUCGAAUCGCCGUGUCAUGGAAACUCCUAA